AUGGCUUCAACCCGUAUACUGUCUUGUAAAAAUGGCCACAGUGGCCCAACACACGAGUCCUUGCAGGCUGUCUUUGACCUACAACCCUUCAGGCCAGCCGUGAACCUCAGCAAUCCCACCAUAGCCAACAUCUCCUUCACUUUGUAUGCUGUCCUCGGUGUGAAUGAGAAAACACAGAUACUCACUACUUUCUUGUGGCUGAGACUGUACUGGCACAAUGAGUUCCUGGUCUGGGAUCCGAAGGAGUGUGAUGGUGUCACUAAGAUUUCUCUACCUGUGAAGGAGCUCUGGUCUCCGGAUAUCAUUGUUUAUGAGUUUGUGGAUGACGAUGUCUCCCAGGCAUGUCCUUACGUCUACGUUAACCACACGGGUCACAUCCGCUGGGACAGGAUGCUGCGGCUCGUCUCAUCCUGCAAUCUGGAGAUCUUCAGUUUUCCUUUUGAUGUGCAGAACUGCACAUUUACAUUUGGCUCUUACAUGCACACCAUACGGGAUGUGAGGGUCAGUCCAGCUCUGCCCUUUAAGGAGAUGUCUCUAAACUCAAAACGAUACCUGGAAGCAAGUGGAGAGUGGGAGCUGGUGGACAUACUGGGAGAGACCUCCAUACUUAAGUUUGGAAUCGAUGAAUGGGACAUCAUCACCUUCUGGGUGGUCGUAAAGCGGCGCCCAGUGCUCUACGUGGUCAACCUUCUGAUCCCAAGCUCUUUCCUCAUGCUCAUUGACAUCCUGUCCUUCUACCUGCCUCCCCAUAGCGUCGACCGUGCCUCCUUCAAAAUGACCCUCAUCCUGGGCUACACAGUCUUCCUGCUCAUCAUGAACGACCUGCUGCCAAGUACAGCAAAUGGCACUCCCAUCAUAGGUAUCUAUUUCUCAGUGUGUCUUGCCCUCAUGGUUAUCAGUCUACUGGAAACAGUCAUCAUUACCAACGUCCUCCACCAUAACUCCUUGAAAUAUCGGGAGGUUCCAAAGUGGGUUAGGGUUGUUGUGCUCAAACAUAUAGCAAACCUCAUCUGCUACCGCUGGCCAGAAGAUAGCUGCCAGUCGCCUUCUACACCACAGAAGGAUAAACCUGGAAACUCCAAUGGCAGUUCUGGUCCAUGGAUCAUUCAGCCAGCUAGCCGGGCACCUGACCAGCUCCCAGUUAGUAACGGUACAUCUGCUCUGCCUGAACUGCAACAGAUCUGUCAGUACCUUGCUGAACUUCGUGCCCACCUCGUCUCUCUGCAGAAGGAAAGCCAGCUGUUGGACCAGUGGUGCCAUGUAGGAUAUGUCCUUGACUUCCUGCUCUUUCGUAUCUAUCUACUGAUCAUCAGCUGCUAUGCUAUGGUUAUUGUCACAAUGUGGUGCAUUUGGAUCACUCAAACCUAA
Pelmatolapia mariae (spotted tilapia) is the source of this 1368-nucleotide messenger RNA. Its product is annotated as 5-hydroxytryptamine receptor 3A. The transcript is spliced from 9 exons. The coding region runs from base 1 to 1368 and encodes 455 amino acids. Gene Ontology annotation, cellular component: synapse; postsynaptic membrane; plasma membrane. Gene Ontology annotation, molecular function: acetylcholine-gated monoatomic cation-selective channel activity; serotonin-gated monoatomic cation channel activity. The record is from RefSeq and is a predicted model, not a curated record. NCBI's taxonomy places the organism in Eukaryota, Metazoa, Chordata, Actinopteri, Cichliformes, Cichlidae. Gene Ontology annotation, biological process: monoatomic ion transmembrane transport; signal transduction; chemical synaptic transmission.